Messenger RNA from Puccinia graminis f. sp. tritici CRL 75-36-700-3, 384 nucleotides. RefSeq lists its product as uncharacterized. The transcript is spliced from 2 exons. The coding region runs from base 1 to 384 and encodes 127 amino acids. Lineage: Eukaryota; Fungi; Basidiomycota; Pucciniomycetes; Pucciniales; Pucciniaceae. Gene Ontology annotation, biological process: mitotic DNA damage checkpoint signaling; protein phosphorylation. Gene Ontology annotation, cellular component: nucleus; cytoplasm. The record is from RefSeq and is a predicted model, not a curated record. Gene Ontology annotation, molecular function: ATP binding; protein serine/threonine kinase activity.
AUGCCUUAUGCACCCCACGGUACACUCGCCGAUCAGAUUUUCCAAAAUCGCCAUUUUAUUACCAACCCAUCUCACGUCAAGCCAUUCUUCCAACAGAUGGUCUCGGCAACAUCGUUCUGUCACGCAAAUGUGAUAGCACAUUGCGAUCUCAAACCUGAAAACAUCCUCUGUUCGUCGGACCAAGUUUACAUUGCUGACUUCGGCCUUGCCAUCAAUCAAACGAGCAGUUCCCAAUUUUGCCGAGGAACCCGAGCUUACAUGUCACCUGGCCAACACCGCACUUUAUCGAUAGUGGCCAAUUCUCCUAUCAUUGCGAAAUCUUUGUUCGUUGAAGAAAGUCAACGACCAAAAGCUCAUGAAUUACAUCAAGGCUUCUUAUCGUAG